CACUUAAUACACACAGACCAACAAAGACGUGUUCUACAUAAACCAUGUAUAAACUGUUUCAAAGCGUUCAAGACGAAAUCUAUCCAGAAAUUGAAGGAACUAUCCAUGGUGACAUUCCGAAAUGGUUAAAUGGAAACCUCUAUAGAAAUGGACCUGGAAUUUUCGAAGUUGGAAAAACGAAAUACUUUCAUUGGUUUGAUGGAAUGGCUGUUCUCCAACAUUUUAGGAUUGCCAAUGGAAAAGUUUACUACCAAAGAAGAUUUCUGAAGAGUAACACCUAUAAAUGUAAUUUGGAAGCUAAGCGAAUAGUCAUCUCUGAAUUUGGUACUCGUGCUUACCCUGAUCCUAAACAAAACUCUUUAAUGACAUUAAUCAGAAAGUUCACCAAAGAGGAGAAAACAGACAACUGUCCCAUUAGCAUCGUUAGAAUUGGAAACGACCUGUUUGCUAGCUCAGAAACGAACAUCUUACACCGUUUUGAUGGAAAAACUUUGGAAACUUUGGAGAAGAUCGACAUUCACCAAAUUAUUCAAGUCAACCAAGCUACAGCUAAGGUUCAUUAUGAUGAUCAUGGUGUGUUGCAUAAUCUGGGCUAUUCGUAUGGAGUUGGUACACCUAAAUAUUGUUUGUUCACUUUGUCGUCUGGUAGUCAAAGCCGGGGUGACUCGAGUCAGAAAUAUACCGGACAUUUAAUAUCAGCUAUAGACGUAGCCAAUACGUUUCAUCCUUCUUAUAUCCACAGUUUUGCCAUGACGGAAAAUUAUUACGUUUUUCUAGAACAACCUUACGUCAUCAAUGUGUGGGACGUGGCUGCGGCGGAAGUGAAAAAAUUAAACAUGAUCGAAUGCUUAGAGUGGAGAAAAGACUGUCGCGUUCGAUUCCAUAUCAUUGACAGGAAAACGGGGAAGGAGAUCAAUUCGAAGUAUAUCUAUGAAACUAUGCCAUUUUUAUGUGUGAAUAUUGGCAAUGCGUACGAAAUGGACGGUCAUAUUGUGAUAGACUUGAGUACUUUUAGAGAUAACGAGGUUUUGUCCCGAUAUUUCAUGACUAAUCUGGCAUUUGAUAUUCCUGGAGCGACCUCUGAAGGAAAUUUCCCUCCGGCAACGUACAGACGUUUCGUUUUACCACUGGAUUUAGAGGGUCAGUCGUCAAUUGGAGAAAAUCUAAUAACUACAGGCAAUCUUCAUGCACUGGCUAUACUCAGUUCAAAAUCAGUGGUAAAUUUAACCUCGGACGUAAUUUGUAACACACCGUUUGAAUUACCUACUAUCAAUACCAAAUUUGACGGUAAACGUUAUAAAUACGUUUAUGGUGUAACCUUUCAAUCCGAGCCUAAAUUUGCUAGUUCGUUGAUCAAAUUAGACGUUGAGGAUAAGUUCAGUAGAGAAUGGAAGGAAGAGGAUUGUUUUCCAUCGGAACCAACAUUUAUUGCCAGACCAGGCGGCGAGAGUGAAGACGAUGGUGUAUUGAUAGCUAGUGUGAACACAACGGACGAUGAAAAACUGUGUUAUCUAUUGGUAUUAGAUGGUAAAACUAUGGAAGAGAUUGCUAGAGCCUAUUUUAAAGUUUGGAUUCCCAAAGAUUUACAUGGACUGUUUGUUUCUGAUUAAAAUGGGUAUGGAGGCCGUUGAAAUGUCUAUACCACCUUGAUACUAUUGCAUGAUAACAAAGAUCCAUACAAGGAAAUAAUUAUAUUCUUGUAAUUGUCAAGGUGACAAUCGAAGGUCUUUGUAGCUUUGAUCAUUCAUGUGUGAAUUUUUAGGUCUGGUUUGGUGCUGGAAUGGACACAGAAAACAGAAUAGGAAAUAACAUUAGAAGAUAACUUGCCCAUAUACAUGUACAAGUUUUAAAUAAAAGUACCUUGUCCUUAAUAAAAACACCCAAACUUUAAAAGGUUUACGUAAACCAUCAUUUGCGCUCUGUAGACCAGCUUUACGAGAUCUUUAGUUUUUUUUUAAAAAAAAACAAAGAAAUUAUCGUUGUGAUUUUAAAUGUAGCUUACUCUUUCAUUGUACAAUGUAUUUCAAUUAAUACAAGAUAUUUUUCAAAGU
Messenger RNA from Lottia gigantea (owl limpet), 2051 nucleotides. RefSeq lists its product as hypothetical. The record is from RefSeq and is a predicted model, not a curated record. Gene Ontology annotation, molecular function: carotenoid dioxygenase activity; beta-carotene 15,15'-dioxygenase activity. Gene Ontology annotation, biological process: retinal metabolic process; carotene catabolic process. Lineage: Eukaryota; Metazoa; Mollusca; Gastropoda; Lottiidae. The coding region runs from base 45 to 1610 and encodes 521 amino acids. The transcript has a single exon.